AGAGAAAAUCCUGCAGGGGGGGAUUAUUUCCGUCUCCCUUUCCUUGCUCUCUCAAACCCCGGCUCUCAUCGGCGAUGGAUGCAGUUAUUCUCCAGGAAAGGCUGGCAGAGCGACUGGUGUCACCCAGGACUCGCAGUGCCAAGCUGAAGCAGGAGAAGCAGUAUGUGGGGUUCGCCACCCUUCCCAAUCAGGUCCACCGGAAAUCCGUCAAGAAAGGCUUCGACUUCACCCUCAUGGUGGCAGGAGAGUCCGGCCUGGGCAAGUCGACGCUGGUGAACAGCCUGUUCCUGACAGACCUCUACAAGGAAAGGAAGAUGCUGAAUGCAGAGGAGAGAAUCAACCAGACUGUGGAGAUCAUCAAGCACACGGUGGACAUCGAGGAGAAGGGGGUGAAGCUGAAGUUGACCAUCGUGGACACACCGGGGUUCGGAGACGCCGUCACCAACACGGAAUGCUGGAAACCCAUCACAGAUUACAUUGACCAGCAGUUUGAGCAGUACUUCCGGGACGAGAGCGGGCUGAACCGCAAGAACAUCCAGGACAACCGUGUGCACUGCUGCCUGUACUUCAUCCCUCCCUUCGGACACGGGUUGCGGCCGGUGGACGUGGAGUUCAUGAAGGCUCUUCAUGAGAAGGUGAAUGUGGUGCCACUCAUCUCCAAGGCAGACUGCCUCACUCCCGGAGAGAUGAAGAAACUCAAAGACAGGGUAAAGGAGGAGAUUGAAAAAUUGGGAAUUAAAGUCUAUCAGUUUCCAGACUGCGACUCGGAUGAAGACGAGGAAUUCAAACAGCAGGACAAAGAACUGAAGGAAAGCACUCCGUUCGCAGUGAUCGGGAGCAACACGGUGGUGGAUGUGAAAGGUCAAAGGGUACGCGGUCGGCUGUACCCCUGGGGUAUCGUAGAAGUUGAGAACCAGUCGCACUGUGACUUCGUGAAGCUGAGGAACAUGCUGAUCCAGACACACAUGCACGACCUGAAGGAUGUGACCUGCGAUGUGCACUAUGAGAACUACAGAGCGCAGUGCAUCCAGCACAUGACCAGUAAACUGACUCAGGACAACAGGAUAGAAAGCCCGCUCCCGAUCCUCCCGCUGGCCACCCCCGACGUGGAGACAGAGAAGCUGAUCAAGAUGAAGGACGAGGAGCUGAAACGGAUGCAGGAGAUGCUGCAGAAAAUGCAACAACAGAUUCACGACCAGGAGCAGUGAGCUAGCAUGCGCUGGAACCCAGCGACGGGAACGAAGACGCAUUUCCAUCUGCAGAAUCUGGAAAUUAAAAAUAAAUAAAUAAAUAAAUGAAGAAACACUGACUUUUUAAAACCCUAGAAUUCUAAACGGUGCUGUACGAGACCUCAUGCGUAGGAUCAUAAUUUAUUGUAAAAAAAUAUAUAUAUAAGGUUGUAAUUCCUGGCAUUCAGUACCUAGGAGCAUGUUACAUGUGUGGUGUUUUUAUUCCUUCACUGCACAGAAAGUGAAGCACACACCCACCUGCUUUUAAACUGUACUUGGUGUUUGUUCACACGUAUGGUAUAAUAAUAUUAAUAAUGCUAUUUCAUCUGUUUAUGCUUGUAUGUUUUCUUAGCGCACAGUCAGGGCCUGGGGUCUGUUGAAGUCUUUGUGUUUUUCUCCUCUCCAGGGUGAUGCUGGUAUGAAUGACAGCAGUGAGACUGUGUCUGUAGAUAACAGCGCUCCUGCUCAGCUCAGACCACAGAGAACCCGCCCCGCUCUGCAUUGAGAGUGGGCUUUUACCCUGGGGCUUGGUUAGCUGGGAAGGGAAGGGGAACAGCGUAGUCCGGUCCCAGCACUCAUCUGGGAGAAAGCCAUUCAGAGCCUUUACAAUCCCCACAAGGUGGCGUUCUGUUCCAGUGAUCUUUAAUGGCAGCUUGAGGGCUGGAAAUAAGACUCCCAUUGCAUAGCACUUUGAUCCAUUCCUGUUUUUACUGUGCGUUUAGUAAGACACACC
Polyodon spathula (Mississippi paddlefish) is the source of this 1962-nucleotide messenger RNA. Its product is annotated as septin-5-like. Lineage: Eukaryota; Metazoa; Chordata; Actinopteri; Acipenseriformes; Polyodontidae. The coding region runs from base 75 to 1208 and encodes 377 amino acids. The record is from RefSeq and is a predicted model, not a curated record. The transcript has 11 exons. Gene Ontology annotation, biological process: regulation of exocytosis; cytoskeleton-dependent cytokinesis. Gene Ontology annotation, cellular component: septin complex; synaptic vesicle; microtubule cytoskeleton. Gene Ontology annotation, molecular function: GTPase activity; GTP binding; molecular adaptor activity.